Molecule: messenger RNA, 1193 nt
Organism: Pipistrellus kuhlii (Kuhl's pipistrelle)
Lineage: Eukaryota; Metazoa; Chordata; Mammalia; Chiroptera; Vespertilionidae
Gene: NKX2-4
Product: NK2 homeobox 4
Exons: 2
Coding region: 48-1082 (344 amino acids)
Biological process (GO): cell differentiation; regulation of transcription by RNA polymerase II
Cellular component (GO): nucleus
Molecular function (GO): RNA polymerase II cis-regulatory region sequence-specific DNA binding; DNA-binding transcription factor activity, RNA polymerase II-specific
Source: RefSeq, a predicted model, not a curated record
CCCGCCCGCGCCCGCCCCGGGACCCCCUCCCCGGCGGCCCGCGAGCCAUGUCGUUGAGCCCCAAGCAUACGACGCCCUUCUCCGUGUCCGACAUCCUGAGCCCCAUCGAGGAGACCUACAAGAAGUUCGGCGGCGCCAUGGACGGCGCGCCGCCCGGCCUGGGGGCGCCCCUGGGGGCCGCGGCCGCCGCCUACCGCGCGCCGCCCGGUGCCCCCGCGCAGGGCGCGGCCGUGGCGGGGCUGCAGCCGCACCCCAUGGCGGGCCACGGCGCGGCGGCGGCCUACCACAUGCCGGCGGGCGUCCCGCAGUUCGCCGGCGCCGUGGGCGGCUACUGCAACGGCGGCCUGGGCGGCGUGGGCGAGCUGCCCGCCUACGCGGACGGCAUGCGGGGCGGCGCGGCCGCGGGGGCCGCCGGCUGGUACGGAGCCAACGCGGACCCGCGCUACUCGUCAAUUUCCAGGUUCAUGGGGCCGUCGGCGGGCGUGAACGUGGCCGGCGUGGGGCCGCUGGCGGGCAUCGCGGACGCGGCCAAGGCGCUGGCGCCCCUGCACGUGGCGGCGGCGGCCCCGCGGAGGAAGCGGCGCGUGCUGUUCUCGCAGGCGCAGGUGUACGAGCUGGAGCGGCGCUUCCGGCAGCAGCGCUACCUGUCGGCGCCCGAGCGCGAGCACCUGGCCGGCCUCAUCCACCUGACGCCCACGCAGGUCAAGAUCUGGUUCCAGAACCACCGCUACAAGAUGAAGCGCCAGGCCAAGGACAAGGCGGCGCAGCAGCUGCAGCAGGACGGCGGCCUGGCCCCGCCGCCGCCGCCGCCGCCGGCGUCCCCGCGCCGCGUGGCCGUGCCCGUGCUGGUCAAGGACGGCAAGCCGUGCCCGAACGGGGCGGGCGCGCCCCCCACGCCCGGCCAGGCCGGCCCGCAGCCGCCCGCGCCGACGCCCGAGCUGGAGGAGCUGUCGCCCAGCCCGCCCGCGCUGCACGGCCCCGGCGGCGGCCUGGCGGCGCUGGACGCGGCCGCGGGAGACUACGGCGGCGGCGGCGGCGGCGGCGUGCUGGGUGCCAGCCUGCUCUAUGGCAGGACGUGGUGACCGCGCGGAGGCCCUGGGCGGGGGCCUGCCCGCGGCCCCGAAGGGUUUGCAAAAGCAUUGCGAGGAUGGAUGGAGGAAUCCUGCCCACGCCGGCUUCUGUGUGUGCGGCGA